Ambispora gerdemannii is the source of this 130-nucleotide messenger RNA. The record is from the annotation of a GenBank genome assembly. Lineage: Eukaryota; Fungi; Glomeromycota; Glomeromycetes; Archaeosporales; Ambisporaceae.
UUGGUGGAUUACAUGUGUUGAAUUUAAAAUCUGAAGACAAACAAGUUAUUCCAUUUGAAAAUUGGUAUGGUAUAUUUUGUCAAGUACAUCAGAAAUGUGGGCAUGGAGAACAAGAUGCAACCUGGAAUGA